GUUCAACGACAAGCAGAGAUGAGGAAACUUGUAUUUCUGCUCACUUUUGUUCUGUGCAUAAGUGGCACACUUCAAAAAAGGGGUAAACAGAGGAUGAAAAGGCAGAACAGCUCUGACUCUGCCUUCCCCAUGCCCAGAACAUUCAAUGCGGGCCUCGUAACUAGGACAGUUGUCCAAAAUGGGACUCAGGCUUUUAAUUCAUCUCCUUCUCAUCCAGCUCUGACGUUACGAAGCAACAGCACAGCAGGGUACCUCAACAGCGCUCUCAGCACCCGGGUCAUCCCCAUUAUUUAUAUCCUGGUGCUUACUGUCGGGAUCCCGGCCAAUGCUGCCAUCUUGUGCACGUUGGCCUCUAAAAUUAGGAAGGUGUCCUCUGCCAUUCUGUACUGCAGCCUGGCUGUCUCCGACCUCUUCCUCCUCCUCUCCCUCUUCUUCAAGGCUCACUACCAUUUCUAUGGAAACCACUGGGUUCUCGGAGAAGCCGCCUGUCGAGUGGUCACGGCCUGUUUCUAUGGCAACCUCUAUUGCUCGGCCCAGACGUUGGCCUGCAUCAGCAUCAAGCGCUACCUGGCUGUAGUGCACCCGUUCAAGUACAAAUCCCUGCCCAAGAGGAUGUGCACCGCCUGGGUCACGUUUGCCGUGUGGGUGGUGUUUGGAGCCGCCGUUGUCCCUGAACUCCUCGUCCAGCAGAGCUACUGGCUCCCUGAGCUGGGACGCUUCACCUGCCAUGAUGUACUGCCUCUGGACAAUGACUCCCAUAUGUUCCUGCUCUACUACAACCUGAUCCUGACCAUCUUCGGCCUCCUGCUGCCGCUGGUAAUCACUGUUGUGUGCUUCAUACGAAUCGUCUGUGAGCUCAACCGGUCACACAACGACUGGUCGUUAUACAUCAAGGCCAGCUCACUGGUGUUUGCCAUCUUCCUGCUGUGUUUUACACCUGCUGGUGUUUUGCACUUCCUCCAUUACGUGCAGCUGUUUGUGGACAGAACAGAGACUCUGUACGUGUACUUUAACGUGGCGGUGUGCUUGUGUUGCCUCCAUGCCUGUCUAGACCCUUUCCUCUUUCUCUUGAUGUCCAAAUCUGCAGGCUCCAGCCGUUACUUCAGGGCCUUUAAAGGCAAGACCCUGAGCAUAUCUGUUUAAGAGACUCAUGAUGCCAAAAUCUGAUCAUCAUACAGAGAAACUUUUAUCAAUUUACAGACUCCGACUAACCUAACCUCAAUCUGCAUUUUUUAAGAUUGUGAAAGUUAAUCUUACAAACAGGACCGACAUUUCUUUGACUAAUCAAUCUGGUAGUUAUUUGGAAAUCUGGUAGAGUCAGGGUUGGGUUUGAUUUGAAUCUAAGAGCACAUGUGGGUCAAGUGAAAGUUCCAACAGCCCCGGGAGGUUACCCCUGGAAGCUUGAAAUGUCUAACUGGGUAACUUGGGCACUAGACUGAAGCCGGCCCAGUUCAGUUUUACUUGCCAGGGUGUAGGUUGAAGAGGCUAAUGCUGAAAAUAACAGGAACUUCUCACUAUAUUUAGCUUCUAAACAUUAAGUAAGUAUUUCUUAAAGUAAAUUUUUUCUACCAGAUUUAUCUCAAUAUUUGUCAUAUUUAGCUUUUUUAUAAAAAAACAAAACAAAUUGAAGAUUGCCAAUUUUAAAUCUAAAUGUGUAUUACUUCAAAUAAGUAACGUUUUGUCUAAUACAUUUUCUUUGAGUAUUUUCAUUUUUAUUUUGUUGUUGAAUUGGGGGGAAAGGUUUUUUGGGGCUGGAAUCCAAAAAGAAAGUAAAAGGACCUCCACUGCAUCUUGUUAACAAGAUUUGGACUUGAUUCUUGUCAUCAUUUAGAUAACUUCUUCUUGCACAUAUACCUAUAGUUUUGUCUCUGGUUGUCUGUGACAAAGGGAAUGAGCAGACACAUUCUGAAUAUGCUAUAAAUGGUCAAAUAUAUAAAUGUAUUAACGCACAACAGUUAAUGUUGUAGGCCUAUUGCUUUUCCCUCUGUAGACAUUCGAGAAAAAUUACACGAAAAUAACUUCAUCCUCAUGUGGGGAGUAUUUACAAUAAGCUUGAAAUAUGUUACUUACCAUAAACAAUGUGAAACAGGCUGACUUUAGGAAAUAAGUCUCCCAAACUUUUGUGUAUUCCUGUAAUCAUAUAUACAGUGCCGUCCAUUCAAUAAAAUUGAAACUAUCUCCAAGA
Messenger RNA from Limanda limanda (common dab), 2185 nucleotides. RefSeq names its product proteinase-activated receptor 3. The transcript is spliced from 2 exons. Gene Ontology annotation, biological process: thrombin-activated receptor signaling pathway; phospholipase C-activating G protein-coupled receptor signaling pathway; positive regulation of Rho protein signal transduction. The record is from RefSeq and is a predicted model, not a curated record. Gene Ontology annotation, molecular function: thrombin-activated receptor activity. Gene Ontology annotation, cellular component: membrane. Bases 19 to 1143 code for a protein of 374 amino acids. NCBI's taxonomy places the organism in Eukaryota, Metazoa, Chordata, Actinopteri, Pleuronectiformes, Pleuronectidae.